CUAUGCAGCUAAUGCAGUCGCUUGAUUCAUUCUUCGAAAACGGCCAUACGAACAACUGGGUUGUGUUAGUGUGUACUUCUCGAUACUGGUUUAACUACCGCCAUGUGGCGAACGUACUCUCACUCUAUCACAGCGUUAAACGGCUUGGUAUCCCGGACAGCCAGAUAAUCCUCAUGAUUGCUGACGAUAUGCCAUGCAACCCCCGUAAUCCGCGCCCAGGUACUGUUUAUAAUAACGCACAGGAGCACAUCAAUUUGUACGGCGAGGACGUGGAAGUUGAUUACCGCGGCUAUGAGGUGACGGUCGAGAACUUUAUACGUGUUCUCACGGGACGCGUUCCUUACGAGAGUUCGCGAAGCAAGCGUCUGCUUUCUGAUCACACCAGUAACAUAUUAAUUUACAUGACAGGUCUGUACUUGCGGAUUUGCACACCACCAUUUCUGUACUGGUCCGAUGUAGGUCACGGUGGAGAAGGCUUUCUGAAGUUUCAAGACUCUGAAGAGAUCACGGACGUAGACCUCGCCGAUGCUAUUGCUCAAAUGUGGAGCAAGAACCGAUAUCAUGAAUUAUUUCUGGUUGUGGACACUUGCCAGGCGGCAUCGAUGUACUUCAAGAUCUACAGCCCUAACGUUCUUGCUGUCGGAAGUAGUCUCGUAGGCGAAGACUCCCUAUCGCACCAUGUCGACAGAGCGAUAGGAGUGUACAUAAUCGAUCGAUAUACGUAUUUUGUGCUUGAAUUUCUCGAAAAAGUACAGCCGAACAGCAAUAGAAGUUUACAGGAGUUCCUUGACGCAUGUCCGCCUUAUAAAUGUUUGUCCACCGUCGGAGUUCGCUACGAUUUAUAUCCGAGAGAUCCACGGCAUGUGCAUGUGACAGAGUUUUUCGGUUCGGUUCGUCAUAUCGACUUCUUGAACGAAAGGGUGCAUAUCCCCAGUGACUACGUUGAUCAAAGAGAUCCAUCCUGUUCAGCCGAACACUUGAAGACUACUCUGUCAAUGACGCAGGAACCUGUAUAUCACUACCAGGAUCCGCUUCCAUGGAGUGGCAUCUGAAC
Molecule: messenger RNA, 1054 nt
Organism: Soboliphyme baturini
Lineage: Eukaryota; Metazoa; Nematoda; Enoplea; Dioctophymatida; Soboliphymatidae
Source: the annotation of a GenBank genome assembly